Molecule: messenger RNA, 1545 nt
Organism: Asparagus officinalis (garden asparagus)
Lineage: Eukaryota; Viridiplantae; Streptophyta; Magnoliopsida; Asparagales; Asparagaceae
Product: O-acyltransferase WSD1-like
Exons: 5
Coding region: 28-1440 (470 amino acids)
Biological process (GO): triglyceride biosynthetic process
Cellular component (GO): plasma membrane
Molecular function (GO): diacylglycerol O-acyltransferase activity; long-chain-alcohol O-fatty-acyltransferase activity
Source: RefSeq, a predicted model, not a curated record
GACUAAGGUUUAAGCAGUACUUCAAAAAUGAAUUUGAAAAUAAAUACCAGUUCAGCUAAUCCUGAGGUCGAAGAUGAUCAGCCUGUAAGCCCUCAAGCUCAGUAUCUCAACAGUGAAGUUCUUUGUAUAAGCAUUCUCGCGGUUUUUGAGUCGGAGAUCCCCAUUGAUGACUCUCAAGCUACGUGCACGUUGGAGAACCUCUUCUUGCCCAUAAACCCUCGGUUCUCUUCGAUUAUGGUGAAGGAUGAGCAUGGGACUUCAAAAUGGAAGAAGGUUCAAAUCAAAUUAGGGGAUCAUAUUAAAACUCCAAUAUUCCCCCCCGGAUUGGAAUUAUACGACGAUUACAUGCAAGAAUACCUAGCGAAAAUCGCAACGGAUCUCUUGCCAGAAGAUAAACCUCUAUGGAACAUACACAUAAUCAAGUAUCCAACGAAGCAGGCAGCUGGUUCUCUUGUGUUCAAGCUUCAUCAUUCACUAGGAGAUGGAUUCUCACUUAUGGCAGCUCUUUUCAAUUGUGCGCAAAGAGCUGAUAAUCCUUCUCUUCCCCUAACCUUUCCUUCUAAUGAAAACCCGAAACCUCAAAAAUGGGGAGCUUAUAGAUUCGUGUCUAAGGUUUUCUCAAUGUGCAUCAAUACCGUGAAGGAUUUCACUUGGAGCCUUUUGAUGAGUAGCGUGAUGAAAGAUAGUAUAACUCCCAUAAGGUCAGGGGAAGUUGGUAUAGAGGAUAGACCGAUAACUUUGUCCACCGUCACAUUCUCGCUCAGUGAAAUCAAGCAGAUAAAGGCCAAGCUACAAGGGACAGUGAAUGAUGCGGUAACCGGCAUAAUUUUCCACGGCAUCCAGCUCUACAUGCAAUCUGCAGGCCAAAAAACGAAGCCCGCGAAGGUCACAGCCCUCGUAUUGCUCAACACGAGAGCAAUGAGGACGUACCAACCGGUUGAGGAGAUGGUUCGGCGAGAUUCGCAGGCUCCUUGGGGCAACCAUUUCGCCUUCCUGCACGUUUCGGUCCCCGCACAUAAAGACGCUGAGAGGGCCGAUCCCUUGAACUCAAUACGCCGAGCCAAGAAAACCAUCAAGGCUAAAAGGAACUCGCUUGGGGUUCAUCUCACCGCGGGAGCUCUGGACCUCAUGAGGAAGUUUAAAGGACCUGAGGUUGUUUCUAAGCAAGUAUACAAAACAUUAGCCAACACGAGCAUGGCGAUUUCUAAUAUGAUUGGGCCAAUUGAAAAGAUGCAGAUUGCGAAUCACCCGGUAAAAAGUUUCUACUUCAUGAUGGUGAGAGCGCCACAGUCUCUCACAAUAACCGUAGUAAGCUACAUGGGGAUGAUAAAAGUUGCUAUUGGAGCAGAGAGAGACUUCAUAAAUUCUGAGCUUCUUGUAUCCUGUAUGGAGAAGUCAUUCCAGAGGAUUUUUGAAGAAGCGGUCGGCAAGAGAAGUUAAUGCGUUACUAAAACCAAAUGAUAUUUCUUCUAAUAUUAUUUUUACGGUGAUGAUUCUUGUAGUCAACACCUAAAAAUUUGAGAUAAAAGUUUUGUUGGUGUUGUC